UGCACUAAUUAUAGUAGGUGUCGUUUUAACUAGUACAAUGUAUUUAUCCCAACAAAACGCAGAAGAUUCUUCAUAUAUAACGAAAAUAUUAAAAUGCUUUUGCAUCAAAAGGAAUAUUAAAGACUUCUUGAAAGAAAAUAAAAACGACAUAAAAUGCUUGCACGGCAUCAGAUUUAUAUCUUGCUCUUUAAUUGUACUCACGCAUGUCUUCACUACUGUAUUUGCUUUAUCAGCAGCUUAUGGAUUGGAUCAUGAGGAGCUUUUCAAUAGUUAUGGAUCUUAUGUAUCGGAAUUCAUAAUUGUUGUGGACACGUUUUUUGUACUGUCAGGUUUGCUUUUGAUAAGGAACAAUACCCGAAAACGUUCCAUACGAGACGUUGCAGAAUUCAUAAUCAAGCGAUAUUUUAGACUCAUAUGGUGGUACACAGCAAUAAUGUUGAUCAUUGUCUUCGUCUUGCCUCGCUUCGGUUGUGGUCCAAUGUGUGACAAAUAUAUCCAGCGCGAGGGAGGGGCUUGCAUCAAGACUUGGUGGUUGGGUUUGCUCAUGAUUGGCAAUUAUGUCGAAUUAGCACAAAUAUGUUAUCCCAUCACUUGGUACGUGUACUGCGACUUUCAUAUGUCUGUGAUUGGUAUUAUUUUGCUCUGGAUUUAUCAAAGAAGCCGGCGCAUAGCUAUCACUUGCUUUAUCAUCCUCACCGUCCUGAGCGCGUUACUUCCUGCUAUAGCUAUUUACGAUAUGCCUGAACUUAUGAAAUUCAAGAUCGAUUUUGAGACUUUUAAUACCAUAAGAAAUUCCGAUAAUCUCUCAGUAAUAGCGAUGUACUCGCAGACACAUAAUAGAGCCAUUCCUUAUGUGAUGGGAAUAAUGUUGGGAUACAUAAUGUCUAAUUAUAAAGAAAUACCUUUCGGAAGGAUUAUCACAAAGAAUUCAUACGUUUUCUUGGCUGUAAUUGUGACAGGAAUACUUUCAUAUCCAUUUAUUUCUUUGAGUGAUAAUUUAAAAGCCGCUCUUGUGUUACUCAUUGUGAGAUUUGGAUGGGCUCUUUUGAUAUGCGCAUUAAUAGCUUUAUGUGAAUAUGGAAAAUUGCCUUCCAUCAAAGGAUUUCUGUCUUGGUCAAUGUUUGCGCCUCUCAGUAAAUUAACGUACGGAAUUUAUUUUAUUCACUUUCUGAUUCUAACCACGAAUAUGGUCUCAGUUAGAGGUCGUCUUCACUACAAUGCUUAUAUUUUGGCGGAGAGAUUCUUUGGACAACUAACGAUGUCUGCUUUUAUAAGCUUAUUCUUCUUGCUGUUUAUUGAAGCGCCUCUGAACAAUUUAGUUCAACUUUUUUUGAAGUCUGUUGGGAAAACACAAACAAAAUUAAAUGUACAAUCAAAUGAAGACAAUAAUGAAAAUAAAUCCAACGAAUUAACGACAGAAGCGUCACAAACCGAGGAAAAAGAGAAAUUACAAUGAAUUAAUCAACACAUUAGUUAACAAAUUAAUUAUUAAUU
Papilio machaon (common yellow swallowtail) is the source of this 1494-nucleotide messenger RNA. RefSeq names its product nose resistant to fluoxetine protein 6-like. The transcript has 10 exons. Gene Ontology annotation, molecular function: acyltransferase activity, transferring groups other than amino-acyl groups. The record is from RefSeq and is a predicted model, not a curated record. Bases 38 to 1456 code for a protein of 472 amino acids. Lineage: Eukaryota; Metazoa; Arthropoda; Insecta; Lepidoptera; Papilionidae.